AUGAUUUCCAAAGAGUGUGAUAUAAUCAACAUCAAAACUUGCGGCGCCCAGGACGAGGAGCUGGAGCUCGGCCCCGCGGAGCUGCUGCAGCGGGACGUGCUGCUGUCGGAGCUGCGCGGCUGCCGGGUGCGGCUCCGCGGCAACCCCAACACGCUGCGGGUGCGCGACUGCCGCGGCUGCACCGUGCUCUGCGGGCCCGUGUCCACCUCCGUGCUGGUGGACGGCUGCAGCGACUGCCUGCUGGCGCUGGCCUGCCAGCAGCUCCGCACCCACCGCACCCGCGACUGCCGGGUCUACGUGCAAGUCACCAGCCGGGCCGUCAUCGAGGCCUGCUCUGAGGUCUCCUUCGCCCCCUACUCCUGGAGCUACCCUGGUAUCGAGCGAGAUUUCGAGUCGUCUGGGCUGGACAAAAACAGUAACAACUGGAACCUGGUGGAUGACUUUGACUGGUUGGCGACUGACAGACCUUCACCCAACUGGAGCCUGAUCCCCGAGCAGGAAAGAAUCACUUGCUGGGACUGACUGCGGAGGCAGCUCUGCUGUGCGAGAGAUGCUCAUGUAAACGCACUGAUAAACUGUAAACUGUGGGACUUAAUCCCCAAUAUGCCAUUAAAUGAUUCCAUUCGGUAUUCAGAUUUUGAAUUAUAUAUGGCUGAAUUUCUUAAACGGAGAAUACUAGUCAAAUAGAGUUUGCUGUUCUUGCACAGGUUGCUGCUAUAAUCUGUAUGUCUCACUGUGGGAUUUGCCAAUUUCUGAAGUACCUCAUUGUGAGUUUUGACUUACAAAGGUGGGGCAAAGGCCACUGAUACACAAACAGUAGUGUAACAGCCUCUGUUAGAGCUGUUUUCACUCACCCAGGCAGACACUGAAUUGGCUGCAAGUAGUGCAAACUGCACUGGAAUGAAAAGAUCAAAUACCAAAUUUUCCAUGUAUUUGUGGCUCUUACGUUGCUGACGGCAGCACAGUGCUUCUUAGGGGGAGUGGAGAGCAGUACUGCUGUGAGGAAAUAGGGCAGAAAAAGGUUCAUUUAAAGGAAGAGUUUGUAACUUCACAGUGCAGCAGACUGAGAUGCAUCCUAGGCUAUGAUACAAUGAUGAGCCAGUUUCUGUUGAUUCUGGUUAAAUCCGUAAGUUGGCUUUAGGCUUUUAUUUCAAGUGAGAUAAGGCUGAAAGAAAAAGGUGUUCUAAUAAAUAUCUCAUGCUCUCCUAAUAUACUGAUUACUUGAAAUUAAGAGACCUCUGGAGUCUGUAUAAAUACUAAAGCCUCACAAUCUGUAAGUGCUAUGUGAAAGGAUGCUGCUUCUAUAAGAAUCUUGGGGGCAUCCAGCAAGUGCUGAUGAACACUGGUUGGUGAGACUGGGUUAUCUGUUCCUCUGCAAGCUGAAGCUUCAGGGGAGAGGUGUUCAGGGAUGUCCCACUGGUUUUCCAGACAACGGGCUUCGUGUGCUGUGAUCCUAAUUUGCAGCACUCUGCUGCUGCUUAAGUGCAGUGUUGAUGGAGAGAGUCAGUAAAACUGAAAGAUGAGGUACUAUAUUCCAAUUCCAAAUUUGCAUGUUAUCUUGCAUAAAGUGCAGAAUAAUUUAAGUCUCUUCACUCCUGCUAAAUAAUAAUAAAAAAGUAGCAGCACUGUAGAAUGAAGUAUCUUUACAGUGCCCUACAGUGGUGCUGAAGUGACCACUGUCCAUAUAUAAGGUAUACAUAGCAGUUUUAUGUUUCUAAAACCCCUCCUUAACUUGUGACAUUUUUCAAUAAAUAAUUGUUUAUCUUGCCUUAGCAUAAAGCUUUAUUUUAAAACUUCAAAUUGUUUAUGCUGUGUAGCCAUCAUCUAUGUGCCUCUAACAGACACCAAAUCCUAGCUGAACCAUCAAAAACUGCACCACUGCCAGAAGUACCUGAAACUUCACUUAGGUGCUUGACAGGUUUUGAGCAGAAAAUGUUUUUCUGUAAGUUGUUUUCAGCGUAUUUAAUUUAAAGGUGGGGGGCAAAAGGGAAUUUUUUUUUUAUAUUCCUGACAACUUUGAGUUUUGUUUACUUCUUUUAAUGUAUAUUUUUUGACUGAAUUGGAUUUUGCAUUUCAAAUACAUUUGUUUUGAAUUA
Cyanistes caeruleus (blue tit) is the source of this 2096-nucleotide messenger RNA. RefSeq names its product tubulin folding cofactor C (gene TBCC). NCBI's taxonomy places the organism in Eukaryota, Metazoa, Chordata, Aves, Passeriformes, Paridae. Gene Ontology annotation, biological process: tubulin complex assembly; post-chaperonin tubulin folding pathway. Gene Ontology annotation, cellular component: cytoplasm. The record is from RefSeq and is a predicted model, not a curated record. Gene Ontology annotation, molecular function: tubulin binding.